This is a messenger RNA of Hyalella azteca, 443 nucleotides long. RefSeq names its product transmembrane protein 19. NCBI's taxonomy places the organism in Eukaryota, Metazoa, Arthropoda, Malacostraca, Amphipoda, Hyalellidae. The record is from RefSeq and is a predicted model, not a curated record. Gene Ontology annotation, cellular component: membrane.
GAGGACAGCGUGACUGGCUGCAGGUGCUGUGUACAGCAGGUCCAGCAAGUGUGAUGAGUGUGGUGUACUUGUUCGAGUGUGGUGCUGGUGAACAUCACCUCGACCUGCGUCACCACACACAUGCCUCCCUCAUCACCAUCGCUGUACUCGGAAGCUUGUCGUGUGCAGCGGGCGACACGUUCUCGUCGGAGGUGGGCACCGUGGUGGGCGCUGGCGACCCCCUCCUCAUAACCACCUUCAGGAGGGUGCCCAGGGGCACCAACGGUGGUGUCAGCUUGUGGGGCACCGUGGCGAGUGGUGUGGGUGGUGCGUUGGUUGGUGCAGCGCACUACCUCACCCUGGUGGUGGUGAUGCAUCACCCUGCACCACCACCGUCAUCACCACCACAGUCCAGCCUCGUGCUGCUGGGCGCCCUGGGCGGCGUACUGGGNACCAUCUGCUGA